Mus musculus (house mouse) is the source of this 2646-nucleotide messenger RNA. RefSeq names its product polysaccharide biosynthesis domain containing 1 (gene Pbdc1). Bases 59 to 655 code for a protein of 198 amino acids. NCBI's taxonomy places the organism in Eukaryota, Metazoa, Chordata, Mammalia, Rodentia, Muridae. The transcript has 6 exons. The record is from RefSeq and is marked validated.
GCAGCGCGCGCAACAGGUCACUUCCGGGACGAGAAAGCCGCACUUACCUAGCGGCGACAUGGAUGCUGCCGGCGAAAGCGAAGAGCCGGUCUCUGGGGAAGCGUUGUCCAUCGCCCAUGCGCUCUCUCACCCUCCGGAGUCAUAUGGCAACGACCCUGAUAUUGAAAUGGCUUGGGCCAUUCGAGCAAUGCAGCAUGCUGAAGUCUAUUAUAAACUGAUUUCAUCAGUUGACCCACAGUUUCUGAAACUCACCAAAGUAGAUGACCAAAUCUACUCUGAGUUCCGUGAGAUUUUUGAGACACUCAGGGUAGAUGUAUUGGACCCAGAAGAACUCAAAUCAGAAUCAGCUAAAGAAAAGUGGAGACCAUUCUGCUUAAAAUUUGAAGGGAUCGUAGAAGAUUAUAACUACGGGACUUUACUGCGACUGGAUUGUUCCCAGGGCUACACUGAAGAGAACACCAUCUUUGCACCCAGGAUUCAAUUUUUUGCCAUUGAAAUUGCUCGGAACCGGGAAGGCUAUAAUAAAGCAGUUUCCGUCAGUAUUCAGGACAAAGAAGGAGAGGAAGGAGCUGGCAAUAAAGAAGAAGCAGCUGAGAAAGGAGCUGAUAGUGGAGGAGAAAAAGAGGAAGGAGCCAACAGAGAAGGAGAAAAGUAGGAAACUAACGAGGGAGGAGAAAAAGAAAGCCAAGAAACCCGUGACUCAGCUGAACUCACACGUGUCUGCUGUACACAGCCCCCUUUGGUUCAGUGAUGCCCUUGUGCAAGUGGAGGACUCAAACGGACAUCUUUCUAGCUAGCAAGAGAAGCUACUCUGGCCAUAAUAGCUUAAACACCCUUAGUGGAGUCUCUUAAUUCAUUAUUGCUUGAUACCCUGUUUCUUGGCUUUAACUGUUGUUGAAAUAAGGCAUUUUGUAAAUAAAUUCCUUUUGGUUUAUUUUACUAAUGACUGAUCUUAGAAAGUAUUUACAUUUAUUUGAUACUUCACAAUGUCAGGUAUAUAAUCUCAUCACAGUAUCUCAUAUAAAACUCUCUAUUAAUUCUUCUCCCUGUUCUCAGUAGUGAAAUUCUCUUAACCUGUUAGCUUGUACCUGGUAUCAGGAUUAAAAGUCUAUAUAAGAAUAGACUCUUAGCCAGACUUAAGUGACUCAUACUUGUAAUUCCAAUACCUGAGAGGCUGAGGUAAGAGAGUUCCAUGACUUUGAGGUUAGUGUGACCUACAGAGUGAGACCCUGUCUCAAAAAUGAAUUGUUUAAAAAAAAAUGGCUUUUUCCUUUGUGGUGACUAUAGCUCUCUGAUUUCCUUUACUGUUUUGGAAGGAUAUGUAUACCUGGAACAGCAGCCUGAACGGUCAGGUUAGAGAGUGCAGCCCAUUCAUUAGAGAAGAGCAAGGGCCUUUACUUCCUUUUAGAGCAUUGUUGUCAUUUGUUUAUUGGUUGGUUGGUUGGUUGGUUUUUCUGAGAUGGAGUCUCACCUUAUAGACCAUUCUGGCCCAGUACCAGUACUCACUAUGUAGGUCAGACUAGCUUCAUACUCACAAUCCUGCCUUGUUCAUCCUCUCAUAGCUACGUUGUUAACCUGAAACUUAGCCAGUAGCAAUAAAUGCUAAUAUAGUACUUAUAAUGUGAUAUAUGACUGAGAAAGUGGUUUCCCAUAUAUAAUGUUAUAGACAAGAGCAUAUAUUUAUAUUUGACAUAUAAACAUUUGUUGAUUUGAAAUGGGAGGGAGGUGUUUCCUUCUCAGGUGAAGCUGUUCAGAGUGAAGAAAGACUUCAGUUAUCUACUCAGGUUCGUGUGCAUCUACAACAGAGUUUGAUCACUGAAAGUUAAAGGAAACCACAACCCUUGCGGUGCAUACAGACAAUACUCUCUCAAGCGGAACUAUAACAUUCUUGUGUAAGAAAGGAUUUAUUGCCAGGUGGGGACCUGGGAGGCAGAGGCAGGUGAAUAUCUGAGUUUGAGGCUACCCUGGUCUACAUAUAGAGUGAGUAAGGGCUUCACAGCAAAGCCCUGCCUCAUAAAUAUACAGUUCUAUUUGAGGAUAAAUGUAUUGAAUACUAGGAAAAUAACACUUUCAAUGCUUUUAUUGGAAAAUUCUUAAGAGUAUUUCAAACAUUUAUUAAAACUUUCCUUUUAUAAAAAUGUAUAGCUUUGAAAGAGUUGGAGAGUCCCUUGUAUUUCAUACUAGCCAGGCUGUUAAAAAAAAAUCUAUACUGUGUAAUUUUCUUUAGUUGCAUGUCAAUAUAUAUUAUCUUAGAAGUUGAGGAAGAAAAAGUAUUGACCACAUAUAAUUGCAGUUCCAUCACAGAGCCUGAAGCAGCCUGCACAGGUCUGCACCAGGUCCUGUGUGGAUUUAUUAUGAUUUCCAGGUUAGGAUUUUAUGGGAUUUCUUAGUAUGAGACUAAGUGGGUCUCGAUUUCUUCCACUUUUUUUUGAGCUCUUUUUCUUCUCUUUGUUUUGUCCAAUUCCAAUGUGUUAGUUUUUAUUUUAUCCUUUUUAUUUUUAUUAGUAUUCCUUAAAAGCCUGUUUUCUAAUGAGAGACAGAAAAGGGGUGAAUCCACAUGGGAGGGGAGGUGGGAUGAGGGAAGGGGAACCAUAAUCAGGAUGUAUUAUGUGAAAAAGAAUCUAUUUUCAAUAAAAGGAAAAAAAU